Molecule: messenger RNA, 2031 nt
Organism: Lachancea dasiensis
Lineage: Eukaryota; Fungi; Ascomycota; Saccharomycetes; Saccharomycetales; Saccharomycetaceae
Source: the annotation of a GenBank genome assembly
AUGGGUAACACCAGUUCCAAACCUUCGUCGCGAAAGAAGAAAACCGAGCAUGACAGCAGCAGCGCGCCCGCGUUUGCCCGCAGCGACACCGCGCAGUCGGUGAAGUCGUCACGGUCCGCGAAGUCGGCGCGAUCGAAGCGAUCGCAGUCGUCGUUGGUGCAGGCCGGCUCUGGAUCGGACACAAACCUGACGCCGGAGCCUCUCAAGACCACGAGCUCCUUCUCCAGGCGAAAUAGCGCCGUCUCCUCGGGGCUGCAGCCGCCGCUGUCGAAACGCGGCAGCAGCAGCAGUGUGUUUCGGGAGUCGCCGACCCAACUGCAGGUGGGCGGAGAUUUACCCCCGUCCAUGAUACAAAUGGAGCCCAAGUCGCCCAUCCUGAAGAACUCCCUCUCCGUGAGCAACAACAGCACCACCUCGUACCGCGACAGCGCCAUCGCGGACGACGACGACGACGACGACAACGAAAACGACGAGAACGACCUGUUCCAGCAGCAGCCCCACCACCAUCGUCGCCGAAGCAACGACUCCCGGCGCUUCACCCAAAAGUCUCCCAGCUCUGGAAGUAGGAGUAACAGUGCAUCCAGCUCCAAGCGCAGGAGCGGCUCCCACCUGGACGUGCCGGACAACAACGCGAGCCCCAUACAGCCCAGCAGGACCUCCUCCCAUUCCUCGAUGGGUCUGAGCAGCGGCAGCGCGGGCAACGGCGGCGCGGGCGGUGCUGCCAAUGCUGCUGCCAAUGCUGCCGGUGCCGGUGCCGGUGCGGCCGCUGGCAGUUUUGGAGGCGGCAGCCAUAGUCGAAAGUCAUCCUUCGGGAGUACCGCCGGCAACAACAGCACCUACACGACUCCCAUGAACUCUCCCGGCUUUUUCAAGAGUUCCCAAGACGGCUAUUUUGCAUCCGAACAAUCCGAGCUCAACGCUGCCAACAGUCCCCAAGUAUCCCGCCCCAGGAGGAACUCCGUCGAUGAAUAUCCUCAUGAAGUUUCUCACAGCAUCGAUAUCGAUGACGAUACCAACACCUCCAUCACCACCAAGACCGUGACACGAAAAAAAUCCAUAAGACCCAUCGACAUCGAUGAAACUAUACAAAAACUGUUAGACGCAGGCUACGCUGGUAAGCGAACCAAAAACGUAUGUUUGAAGAAUUCCGAAAUUGCACAGAUUUGCAACCAAGCGCGCGAAAUAUUCUUGUCCCAACCUUCUCUGCUGGAACUGUCACCCCCGGUCAAAAUCGUCGGGGACGUACAUGGUCAAUACGCGGAUGUCUUGCGACUAUUCACCAAAUGUGGUUUCCCACCGUCGGCUAACUAUCUCUUACUGGGGGACUACGUCGAUAGAGGCAAGCAGUCGUUGGAGACUAUUCUGCUGUUACUAUGUUACAAGAUAAAAUAUCCAGAGAAUUUCUUCCUAUUGAGAGGCAACCAUGAAUGUGCCAACGUUACACGGGUCUAUGGCUUCUACGACGAAUGUAAACGUCGGUGUAACAUCAAGACUUGGAAAAUUUUCAUCGACACUUUCAAUACGUUACCGUUGGCUGCCAUUGUAGCCGGGAAAAUUUUCUGCGUGCAUGGCGGUCUUUCUCCGGUUCUAAAUUCCAUGGAUGAAAUAAGGCACGUUAGCAGACCCACAGAUGUGCCCGAUUUCGGCUUGAUCAACGACUUACUUUGGUCGGAUCCAACCGAUUCUCCCAAUGAAUGGGAAGACAACGAAAGAGGCGUAAGUUACUGUUACAACAAAGUGGCCAUCAACAAAUUUUUGAACAAGUUCGGAUUCGAUUUGGUGUGCAGGGCACACAUGGUCGUGGAAGAUGGAUACGAGUUUUUUAACGAUAGGAGUUUGGUUACCGUAUUUUCAGCUCCGAAUUAUUGUGGGGAAUUCGAUAAUUGGGGGGCGGUUAUGAGUGUCAGCGAAGGAUUACUCUGUAGCUUCGAACUACUGGAUCCCUUGGACAGCGCUGCUAUAAAGCAAGUCAUGAAAAAGGGGAGACAGGAACGGAAACUUGCCAAUCAACAACAAUUAUCACAGGAGUGA